GGGGUCUUCAUAUUUGCUUGGACGAACUAACCGCUCCAUAGACCAUAUGGCACUUUUCUGACUUAAAUGUAAAAUAACUCUAGGAGCUCUAUCAGGAUAAGUUAAGCACAAAAUGGCUGGACAAGUAUUUCAACUUCCUGACUUCGAUUUUUUUGACUGGGAUGAUGAUGACUUUGUUGCAAGCCCAAGAGAUGGUAAUCCAGGUAUUAGGGUAUAUAUAGUACCUACAAGACCUGUUGCAGUAGAUGAACAUACUCGUAAUAGGGCUAAUGCAAUAUAUGCAUCUAUUGAGUUUGUCCACCUUUACUGUGAAAUUAAGCAAGAUAGGGAUUUCCUUAUCGAGGUAUUUCCCCAAGAAGUUGAAUUUCCUGAAGUAGGGCCCAAUUCCAAACUAGAAUGGUGUAAUUUCUGUUUAGGCUCCAGAUUGUGUACCAGAAUUUAUAAUGAAGGAUAUGAAGAACCUGGUAGAGCAAUGGCUGGUCAUAGUCCACUCUUGAGUAUUGUUGUUCAUCUUGAUCAGGAUGCAUUAUUUAUGCUGCUUAAGUAUCUCCAUGAAUGGUUCUUAAGUAUUGGAAUGGAGGACUCAUUAGGUGGAUGGUUGUAUGCUGUUCUUGCAUGCAUACGUUUGCCAUUAGCAGAAGGCGUUGGAGCAGCUAUUGCAACACUUUAUAAUGACUGCGAGGAGCGUCUGAAAUUUUGUAAUGAUCCAUCUGAAAGAAAGCGUUUGUAUCAGUUUUGUGCCAUUUUUGAUGUUCAUUUUCACAAUCAUUUGAAUUGAAUUGGCAGAUUUUUGGAAUCUUGUUUGAAUUUGUAGAAGACGCACAUUAUCUUAUGUAUUUUUACAAUAUUAAAGAUUUUUGAAUAAUUUACUGACUUUUUAACUGAUAUUCUUAUUCUUCUAAAAUUCUCAUGAUUUAUGUUCCUAAAAAUCUCAUGAUCUCUUAUCAUUUCAUUUUCAUUCAGGCAUUCCAUGUCACAGAAUCUGAUAUUCUGCUGGUUUUUCAUUUGUUAUGAAGUUUUUAUAUCUUUUAAACUUAUUUUUGAACAUGAAUCUGUGCAUCUAAGUUUAAAAUAUUUCACUCCAUUUGAUGUUCGUAGUUAAUGUGCAAUUUAGAUUAAAUCUGUUAUUAAAUGUUAUUGAAUAUAUUAUGUAAUAAAUGUAUGUAAAAUGUGUUGUAAAUAAUGUUUAACCAUUUUAAAAACAUAUUUGUAAAAAUUGUCAUCAUUCAUUAUUAUUGUUUAAGAGGAAGAUGGGGCUGAAUAAUAAAAGUUGAAUUAGUAUAUUUUGAACAAAACUGGAAAACAAAGCAAAGCAUCUUUUAAAUUUGUUUGUGUUUUCUACAUAUUAAAAACAAAUCAAGUUUAGUAUUUGGCGAUUUUAUUUAACUGAAAUCCUCGUUUCUCUUAAAAUAGUUGCAUUAUAAGAAUGUUCCUUCCUGUCAUUUGUUAUUUUAAUGUUUAUCUCUGUAUUUUAUUCUGUAUUUGUCAUGCGAUUUUAAUACAUAUAACUUAAAAUGUUAUGCUUUCUCUGUCACAAAUUUGAUAUUUUUAGU
This is a messenger RNA of Argiope bruennichi, 1553 nucleotides long. RefSeq names its product gem-associated protein 2-like. The transcript is spliced from 2 exons. Gene Ontology annotation, biological process: spliceosomal snRNP assembly. The record is from RefSeq and is a predicted model, not a curated record. NCBI's taxonomy places the organism in Eukaryota, Metazoa, Arthropoda, Arachnida, Araneae, Araneidae. Bases 113 to 778 code for a protein of 221 amino acids.